GAAGUGCCAGAUAAGGCAGAGUACUGGAUCAUGAAGAACGACCUGCUGCAGAACAUCAACGGGGCCAAACUCAAGAACAGCAUCAAGGAGGCCAGGAACCUGCUGACGCGCAUACAGGGGAAACCCGAAUGCGCUGGUGUCGUCUCCAACCUGUCCAAGCACAUGGCCCUCGUGGAUAAGGUACUGAAGAUCCGGAAGGAAGUCAUCAUGAAUGGGAGUGUGCCGGACGAUGACAUCGCCAAGAACAUGGAUCCAAUUCUCGCGCUCAAGUGCGGAGGGGGCGAUCGGCUGGACCCCGCCUACAAAUUCGCCCUCGUGAGCCGCAAAUGCAACCUCUUGGCCCCUCCAGAUGCCGUCAUAGACGAUUCCAAUUCCAUGGUCAUCAAAGAGCUCUGGCAGAAAAUCCGCCCGUGGAGCGCCACCGUGGACCUCGCGGUUGACUCGCUCGCGGAGUUCGACGCGCUGCAGGAGAACACCUUGCCGGACUCCUUCCAGUCGCAGGGUCAGGGCGGCAUCGCUGAGUCCAGUCAGGGACGAUGGUCGGGCUGCAUGGAUUUGUCGACUGAGCCGUUCGAUCCGUUGAAACCGAAGCUCUCGUCCAUCGCCGCCAAGACCGCCGCGGAGUGCAGCAAGAUGACGCCGGCACUGGUCGUCGACCAGUUGAUCUGCAGCGCGAUCCUUAAGGACGAGGGCUACAGGAAGAUUGCCUACUGCAUCGCCAAGCACCUCGCGGAGGCAAUUGGGCAUGCUUUACAGGCGUGCCUCGUGCCUCCUCACCGCGCAGUGUGCGCUUUCGACUUGCCAACGUCUGCGGGGCAAAUCAUGUUCUUGAUGGACGUGGGGGAUGGGAAAGUGGCCGCGGAGAAGAGCGAUGCGAACCAGACCCAGAGGAGCGUGAACGCUGCCCUUGAGACAUCAGAGCGGUGGAAUAAUCAGAUCGCCUUCGCGACCUCGGCGUGCGAGGCAACCAGGAAGAUCUUCAACAACCUGGGCCCCAUCGACACUGCCAUCACCGCCUACUUGGCCACGGACCCCGAGGAGUUGGAGAAGCUCGCGUUCCACCCCCCGUGGGAUGAGAUGACUCGUCUUGUGGGUAACUACCACAGUUGGCGGGCCACCACUAACCGCUGCGUCGGGUCGGCUUUCGAGGAUACCUUGUCGAAGUUUGUCCGCAGCAUGGGUUUCAUCAAAAUUGGAUUCGAGAAGUUGCAGUCGAAAGGUCAGCUCAACCAAUCCAUUGACCAGGUCAUCCAACUGCUCACCGUGGCGGUCAAGCAGUUCCCCGAGGAGCCGUCGUUGCACGUUAUACUGGAGUCGCUCAAGUCGUUGAAGCUAGAGAAGAGUACCCUCCAUUUCAGCCUGAGGUUGGAGACUGACUGCAGGGACCUCCAGGCUGCCAUCCAGACCAAACCCGAAACCUACGACGCCGAGGCCAUGACAAAGCUCAAGACAACGGUGACCGAGCUCACGAACACCAAGCUGACUACGGAAGCCAAGAGGUGCUUGUUCCAGACAGUCAUCUCCGCGUCGGGUUGGGUAUUGAACAAUUGGGUCGACGCUGAUGAUAAGGCGACGGUCGACCUGGAUUUUGCAAAGGACGUUACCUUGAUGAGCUGUGAAUUAAUUAAGAUUGGUACUCCAGAACCAAGGGUGCCUGCUCACGAGCUACGUCUCCUCGGACUUCUCUUGAGAGACCUGAAGGCCUGCAGGGAGACAGAGGAUUUCCUUCGAAUCCAGGGGCUGAUGGGCGAACCAGGCAAGGAGAGGGAGCUCGUGCAGAACGGCGCGCACGCAGGGUACCGCUCCAUCUCCAAGUUCGCAUCCUUGCAGCGAGAGUCUCUCAAGACGCUGCAGGCCUUCGUGAACAAUUCGAACUUCGCUGACGCAAAGGAGGCGUUCACACGGUUCCUGGGUGACCAGGUGCGGUACUGGGAGAACCAGGUCGAAUCGCUGGUCGGCCUCGUGCAGUCCGGGGAGGAGGCUGCGCUGAAGCUCGAGCAAGACAAACUGAGGGCGACGGCUGGUGGCGGGGUGGACGGCUUACCGUGGCACGCGAACUUGCCCGAGGGAGUGGAGGAUUUCGGCAGCUUGGUCCAGGCGGAGGUCCUCGCCAACUACCCUGCCAGGACACAGCGGCAGCUCAAGACGGACCUGGAGGAGGCAACCAAGCAGUACACGGACACUGUCAACUUUGUCCACGGCGAGGUCAACAAGAGCCUCGUGGACGAGACUAGGGUGCUCGGGGAUCGCGUGAUGACGACGGAGUGCGAGAGCCUGAUCUUGCAUGCGGCCAGGUCGAAGAGUUCGCCGAUCCAGGUCGCGGCGGCGAUCACGGUUCAGAACGGGAAGCUGCAGCCUUUGAAGUCAAAGGACUCGCUGCGCCACGUGUUCAUCAAGAAGCGCAUCGAGCGCGCCAAGACGGGCAAGUAG
Molecule: messenger RNA, 2430 nt
Organism: Prorocentrum cordatum
Lineage: Eukaryota; Dinophyceae; Prorocentrales; Prorocentraceae
Source: the annotation of a GenBank genome assembly